This is a messenger RNA of Arthroderma uncinatum, 1071 nucleotides long. RefSeq names its product galactose-1-phosphate uridylyltransferase. Gene Ontology annotation, molecular function: zinc ion binding; UDP-glucose:hexose-1-phosphate uridylyltransferase activity. The transcript has 3 exons. Lineage: Eukaryota; Fungi; Ascomycota; Eurotiomycetes; Onygenales; Arthrodermataceae. The coding region runs from base 1 to 1071 and encodes 356 amino acids. Gene Ontology annotation, cellular component: cytoplasm. The record is from RefSeq and is a predicted model, not a curated record. Gene Ontology annotation, biological process: beta-D-galactose catabolic process via UDP-galactose, Leloir pathway.
AUGGAACUGAUUAUUGAUAGAGGACAAGAAGAAGCGCCGACAAAGUCCUACCUUUCGGCCUACGAUGAAAGUUGCUAUCUAUGUCCCGGAAACAAACGCGCGCAAGGCGAUCGAAACCCGCAGUACGACAAGGUCUUUGUGUUUGUCAACGACUACAGUGCCGUCAAGGAGAGCCAGGCAGACUAUGAACCCGAUGAAAAAUCGUCCCUAUCUGCACGAUUCCUCCAAGCUCAACCGGUCAAGGGCAGAUGCUAUGUCUUGACCUUUUCCGCCAAACACAACCUUACGCUUGCAGACCUCUCGCCGCAAGAGAUUGUCCCUAUAAUCAAUGUCUGGGCCGACAUAUACGCGCUGCACGUCUCGCCAAAAUCGAGCCUAUGUACGGCGUAUCCCGCGACUAGCGUUCCCGAGAACUCUCCAGCUCGGCAAAUAUCGAACCCAAUGGAACAAUAUCGCUAUAUGCAAAUAUUCGAGAACAAGGGGGCAACGAUGGGGUGUUCGAAUCCCCAUCCACACGGCCAAAUUUGGACAACAAGCUCCUUGCCUGAAGAGCCGUCAAAGGAGCUUUCGCAGAUGAUGAAAUACUGCAAGGAUCAUAAUGGUAGUCAUAUGCUCGAAGACUAUGCUACCUUGGAGCUGGAAAAGAAGGAGAGAAUCGUGUUUGAAAACGACACUUUCCUAGUCCUGUGUCCCUGGUGGGCUGUCUGGCCGUUUGAGACGAUGAUAACUAGCAAACGGCACAAAAGAGCACUGGUGGACCUGACACAGGAAGAGAAGGAGGACCUGGCUGGGGCAAUGGCAGAAUUAACUCGUCGAUAUGAUAACCUCUUCCAAACCAAUUUCCCAUAUAGCAUGGGCAUUCACCAGGCCCCCCUAGACGGAUCAGACGAAGAGAUGGCAUGCUCAUACCUCCACCUCCAUUUCUACCCGCCGCUAUUGAGGAGCGCUACCGUGAAGAAGUUCUUAGUUGGGUAUGAGCUGCUCGCAGAACCACAGCGUGACAUAACUCCGGAGCAGGCUGCAGCAAGGCUAAGGAGCUGCGGAGGAGAGCUAUAUAGAAAGCAGCUGUAG